AAAUCCCUGUAUUUCCUUGACCUGCAAAUCCAGUUCUUUCUCCAAAACAAAAUCAACAAUGUCACAGCAAGAUCAAAUCCCAAUAAACCCCAACAUAGUUCCUCAACAGAACCAAUUACCACCAAUCCGUAUGCAUCAUCCCAUCCACAUGCAGCAGCAGCAGCAGAUGCACAUGUCCAUGCCCAACAUGGUCAUGCAACAAAUGCACAUGCCAUAUCACAUGCCACUUCAGCUCCCAUACUCCACCCACGAUGCCGGAUACCCUUCAUCCAUGAAGCGUCGUCGAGACGACGAAGAUCUGGGUACAGCCUCCUCGGCGGAAUUAUCAGCGGCGAAACGCGCCAAGGGACAGGAUGUGAUAUUCAGGAUCGUUGUGCCGUCGAAGCAGAUCGGAAAGGUUAUUGGGAAAGAAGGUUGCCGUAUACAAAAGAUUCGGGAAAUGACUAGAGCUAAUAUCAAAAUUGCUGACGCUAUUGCUAGACAUGAAGAGCGUGUUAUCAUUAUUAGCUCUAAAGAUAAUGAUGAAAUGGUUACGGAUGCAGAGAAAGCUCUAGAACAGAUAGCAAAUUUAAUCUUAAAGGAAGAUAAUAGCAGUUUUGAUGCAUCAAAACUUACUGCAGGGCACGUUGCUGCCAAUACAAUAAGACUUUUGAUUGCUGGGUCCCAGGCAGGUGGAUUGAUUGGGAUGUCGGGUCAAAACAUUGAGAAGUUACGGAACUCUUCUGGUGCCAUGAUUACUGUUCUUGCACCGAGUCAGUUGCCUUUAUGUGCUUCUGCCCAUGAAUCUGAUAGAGUAGUACAGUUAUCGGGAGAUGUUUCCACGGUAAUGAAAGCAUUGGAGGAGAUAGGUUGCCAGUUAAGGGAAAAUCCCCCAAGACAAGUGAUUUCAAUCAGCCCAACAUACAACUACGCUGCAAUUCGACCAUCCCAGCCAUAUCUUGACCCAAAUUCAGUUGAUUAUGUUACAUUUGAGAUGCUGAUUUCGGAAACAAUGGUUGGUGGGUUGAUUGGAAGAUGUGGCUCAAACAUAUCAAGGAUCAGAAAUGAGUCUGGAGCAAUGAUCAAGGUUUAUGGUGGAAAAGGUGAGCAGAAGCAUAGGCAAAUUCAAUUCGGUGGUAGUGCUGAACAGGUAGCUUUGGCAAAAAAGAGAGUUGAUGAAUAUAUAUACGAUCAGUUGAUACAGCAACCUGAUACAUAACAAUCAGCGUAAGUAUUUAAGAAUUUGGUAAAUUGAAGGUGUAAAUUUUUUUGUGAACAAUUUUGUAAUAACAAAGGUUCUUCACUUGAUUUAGAAGCUUUUAAUCCCUUUUUUAAAGGUGACAUUUUAUGGUUCUUUGGUACUGUAAAAUUGUUUACCAGUGGAUUAAAAUUGAAUCAUUAUUUUAAAUGAUUUGCUACUGAUGGAUUAGUUUGAGAUUUAAUUUAAUGAAUUUAAAAUCAAGUAUUCUUAUCCUAAA
Molecule: messenger RNA, 1457 nt
Organism: Medicago truncatula (barrel medic)
Lineage: Eukaryota; Viridiplantae; Streptophyta; Magnoliopsida; Fabales; Fabaceae
Product: poly(rC)-binding protein 4
Exons: 8
Coding region: 59-1198 (379 amino acids)
Molecular function (GO): RNA binding
Source: RefSeq, a predicted model, not a curated record